Messenger RNA from Arabidopsis arenosa, 1264 nucleotides. The record is from the annotation of a GenBank genome assembly. NCBI's taxonomy places the organism in Eukaryota, Viridiplantae, Streptophyta, Magnoliopsida, Brassicales, Brassicaceae.
GAAUUCGAACGCAACAACAUGAUGCUGAUACUCAGACCUGAUGUUGCUGGAGUGUUACGUGACAGAAGUGGUCAGGCAUACAACGAGGAUGGUCAGAGAAUUGAUGAACAUGGAAACGUGAUACCAGAAAUCGCACACCGUGUCGAUCGACACCAGCUGGGUGUCGCUCGACAUCAUGUGGUAAACAGAGCAGAUGGUCGUCAGAUGACUCUUGGUGAUUACAACAGCCCCGGCCUGUUCUAUGAGAAUCGACGUGCAAUUAGACCCCCUGCGUUUGAAAGAAGCGACGAUUUAGGUCUCCAACCUGCAUUCUAUACUCUUGUGAGUCAGCACCCGUUUCACGGUCUUCCACAUGAACAACCAAUGGAUCACAUCGAGAGGUUUGAAGAUUUGGUUUCAAUCAUCAAGGCACGGGUUGUUUCAGAGGAUUAUCUACUUCGCAAGCUUUUCUCAUACUCUCUUGCUGGGGAAGCAGCUUCUUGGCUUCAGGAGUUGAUUACGGGAUCUUUGACAACUUGGCAGGAGACAAAGAUGGCUUUUCUGAACAAUUUCACCAGGAAUUACUGUUCUUAUUCUUACCAAGCCACAUCUCCACCUACUUCUGUGAGUAAGAUGGAAUCAAUGCCGGAACAGAUUCAGGAAAGUCAGCAAAGAAUCUUAGAGAUAUCCCCUCUUGGAAGGAUUGAGAGCAACCUCACAACUUCUUCCCAUGCUGUUUUGAAGGAAAGUGAAGAUGAGUUCGUUGAAGUUGAGGGGAGCGAAGCUGAGUUUGUGACUGCACCAAUCAACCUUGAGUUUUCACCUGUUAUUGAACAAGUCUACACGCCUCAAAUUCCUUGUCCAAUGCCUGUUAUUGGUCAGGCAUUCUCUGUACAGACUUCCACAAACACUGUUGUUGAGACUGAGAAGGUAGUGGGUACAAGCGAGCAGCCACAAGAAGCGAGAGUCAAAUCAAUUGCUGAGAAUAGAUCUACAGAGAUGGAUGUUGAGAAUGCUUGCGGAGAAUUACAUGGUGGUUAGGAUUUGAUGCGAUCUGUUAGGCAUAUGGAUUUGGUUUGAAUGAUCAAGCUUGAACCCUUUGGGAGAUAAUUGGAGAGAGCUCCUGCAGAGAAGAUCUUUCUUAACUCAUCUUUUAUUGAAUUUCAGUAUGCUUUCUAUUCAUAACAUGCUUUCUGUUACCAUGAUCAUGUCUGAGUAGUUUGUUUGUUAGGUUUAGGGAUUCUCAUUAGGGAUUUAGAUGAAUUAAUAGAUCGAUAACCUGUUA